CACCCUUCAGAAGCAUCAUCAUUUGCCAUAUAUCAGCAUCAACAUGAGAGCAAUUGUAUUGCUGUGUCUGCUGCAUGCAGCUUUCGGUCAGGACAGGUUUUCCUGGCACGGACCUUCUGAGAAUCCACCGCAGCAAGCCCCCGUUCAAAGCCAAGUGUGUGUUACUGACCAGGCGUCGUGCGGCUGCUGUCUAAUGCAGAAACAAAUUGGCAGGUUGGAGAAGUUCUUUAACAUGAGCAUUAACAAACUGAAGGACGAGCUCAUGAGCUCCAAAAUGAUCCUCAACAAUAUGAGAGGAAGCCGCAGCGCCUUCUCCGUCGCUCUAAACAACAGCCCAGCCAUGGCCUUCUAUGGCCCCUUCUCUAGUGAUAACAUAAUUAAGUACAAACAUGUCUUCAUCAACUUGGGAGACGGCUACAAUGUGGAGACUGGCAUCUUCACCGUGCCCCGCUCCGGUGUCUACAGCCUCUCCGUCACGGUUUACAGCUCUGCUCGCGUAUCCUUGAGCAACUGCGUCACUCUGCAGGUUAACAGCAAAAAUGUGGCUGACGCCAUUGAAAAAAGUGGUCAGGACCUUGAAGACAGCACCAGUGUUGUCGUGGCUGUGCAGCUGAACGCCGGGGACCAGCUUUCUGCCAGGCUGCACCAAGGAUGCUCCUUAAGCGACGACAUCAACCACUACAACACUUUCACUGGUUUUCUGCUUUAUGCUUCUGAUUAAGUUGGCAUAGUGUAGCCACUGUGUGCUUUGUACCAACGUUUGCCUAAUACAGCCAAAAUGUAAGCCUGCUAGAUGAAAAUUUUCUAUGGUGACAUCAGUGACUUGUUUUGUUCUUUCUGAGAUUGUAUGUCAUUAUGCUGAAGAGAUGUUUCUUAAACACUCUUAUGUGGAUUUACCCUUGAAUUACUACAGUUGUAUCUUUUUUUUUUAGACUGCUGAAGUGUCUUGGCUAUAACUGUUAUUGAUUUUGAUUUAGUUAUAAAUGUUAUAUUACUUGUCUGUGAAAUCUGUCAAGCCUAUAAAAAUGAUGAAAUAAAUCAGAUCUUUAAAAACACA
This is a messenger RNA of Neolamprologus brichardi, 1057 nucleotides long. NCBI's taxonomy places the organism in Eukaryota, Metazoa, Chordata, Actinopteri, Cichliformes, Cichlidae. The record is from RefSeq and is a predicted model, not a curated record.